Molecule: messenger RNA, 855 nt
Organism: Theobroma umbraticum
Lineage: Eukaryota; Viridiplantae; Streptophyta; Magnoliopsida; Malvales; Malvaceae
Source: RefSeq, a predicted model, not a curated record
ACUACAAAUGCUGUAAACUGGUUAGAAUUUUACCGGAGCUGGUGCAAAGAUCAACACACAAAAUCCAUCUGUUUCCAAUACCCAAUUCAGUAAAGCAUUUGUGCGGGUUCGAAGUGGAUCACAAAACCAAAUUGAUAAUAUUCAAGUUGGAUGGAUGCAUUACAAGGUGACAAUUACACUCAAACUCUUGCCUCAUGGAGCGCAGGAAAGAAAGGUUGCUAUAAUAUGCUUUGCCCUGGUUCUGUGCAAGUUAACAAGACUAUCCCUCUUGGUUUUAUUCUUCACAAUAUUUCUGUCUAUGGAGGGCAGCAAUUUGAGUUCGGAUAUUUUAUAUCUCAGGUAUGCUUUCGACAUCUACUAAAUGCUUCUCACCAUGUAAUUGGAAAAAAAAAAUCUGUUUUUCUGAUAAAAAGGUUUGUCCAUAUGCUUCCAAAAAGACAAUUCGUUGUGUACCUCAAUGUUGUGCUUUCUAGGAUCUAGAUACAGGGAAUUGGUGGCUUCAACAUGGUGAUUAUUAUGAGCAGAACAUAGGAUACUGGCCAAAGUCCUUGUUUUCAAGUUUAUCAGACGCUGCUACACAGCUUACAUGGGGAGGAGCUGUUUUUAGUAGAAAUAAUGCAGGUAAUCCCGCCAUGGGAAGCGGCCAUUUUGCUGAAGAAGGAAUGAAAAGGCUGCUUAUAUCCGAAAGAUUCUUGCUGAAGAAUCUGGUCAUGGAGGAUCUCUUGACCCAGGACGUCUCCAAGACGUCGCAGAUGAUCCCAAGCGUCACAGCAUUGGUCCUAUUCCAGGAGAGCAUCAUAGCUUUCUUUAUGGGGGUCCAGGAGGUGAUUGUUGAAACUAAUUCAAUUUGGAUAU